Molecule: messenger RNA, 2603 nt
Organism: Hipposideros armiger (great roundleaf bat)
Lineage: Eukaryota; Metazoa; Chordata; Mammalia; Chiroptera; Hipposideridae
Gene: LRRC3
Product: leucine rich repeat containing 3
Exons: 3
Coding region: 905-1678 (257 amino acids)
Cellular component (GO): plasma membrane
Molecular function (GO): protein binding
Source: RefSeq, a predicted model, not a curated record
CAUCUGAUAGAGGACUUGUAUCCAGAAUAUACAAAGAACUCUCAAAAACUCAAUAAUAAGAAAACAACUCAAUGAACAGCAGGUAAACGAUUUGAACAGGGCACUUCUGUAAAGAAGAGAGACGGCAAAUAAGCAGAUGAAAAGAUGCUCACCCCUGGAGUUCAAAGCAAUCAGCACCACAGUGAGAUGCACCGCUAACCACCUAUCAGCGUGUCUACCGUGAAAAUGCCGACCACGGCCAGCGCUGGUGCGGGUGUGAGCACACGCUGCUGGUGGGCAAGUUGUGCGAGCCCUUGUCAGUUUCUUUGAAGUUAAACAUACAGCUACCAUGUGACCCAGCCGUUCAUUCCAUUCCCAGAAUUCACCCAAGAGAAAUGAGAGCAUUUGUCCAAACAAAGGUUGUACACAAUGUCCGCUUCACUGCAUUUGUAGUAACAGCCAGCACCUGGAAACAACCCCGAUGCCCACAAACAGGCGGACGGACGUGACGACGAGCACUCAGCCCUGAACCGAGUAGCCUGAUGAGCGCGUCCGCAGGCGCACUCAGUCGGACGCCGGGUGAAAGGAGCCAGACAAGAGCGCCUGCUGCGCGUCCACUGCCACGCGUGUCCGCGACGGCCGGCAGGUGCCGCCCGCGGGGCGCAGGUCAAGGCGCGCGUGUCCCGGUGACCGCGGACGUGGGCACGGGCCCUGGUGUGACCCGGGCGUGGCUCCGGGUCGGGCUCCGAGCGGCCCAGAUCCUCGCGCAGAGCAGCCUCCGGAUGCGGACGCGCAGAACUGAGAGUGCACGUGAGGAACCAGAGUUUAUGUCCGCGUCGGAUGGUCACUUGCACAGCUGCAGCUGGGGAAGUGCGGACGAGCACUGAGGGAGAGGAACGUGCCGUCUGUCCCCGGUGCAGCCAGGAUGGGCCCCACGGGCAAACAGAGCCCCUCGUCCCUGCCGGUCCCCACGGGCGGGUCCUGCCUCCUCCUGCUCGUCUGCCUGCGCCUGGGCACCUCCUGCCCGCAGAGCUGCCAGUGUCCUGACCACGCCGGGGCUGUAGCCGUCCACUGCAGUGCGAGGGACCUGCACGAGAUCCCCCAGGACAUCCCUGCCAACGCCGUGCUCCUGAAGCUCGAUGCCAACAGAAUCGCCCGCGUCCCCAACGGAGCCUUCCAGCACCUGAGCCAGCUGCGAGAGCUGGACUUGUCCCGGAAUGCCAUCGAGACCAUCGGCCCCGCCGCCUUCUCCGGCCUGGCCGGGGGCCUGCGGCUGCUGGACUUAUCUCACAACCGCAUCCGCAGGAUCCCAAAGGACGCCCUGGGCCAGCUCAGCGCCAAGGUCCGCCUGGCCCACAACCCCCUGCACUGCGAGUGCGCCCUGCAGGAAGCCCUGUGGGAGCUGAAGCUGGACCCCGACUCAGUGGACGACAUCGCCUGCCACAGCUCGGAGCAGGAGGAGUACGUGGGCAAGCCGCUGAUCCAGGCGCUGGACGCCGGCGUCAGCUUCUGCAGCGUCCAGCACAAGACCACCGACGUGGCCAUGCUGGUCACCAUGUUCGGCUGGUUCACCAUGGUGAUCGCCUACAUCGUGCACUACGUGCGACAGAACCAGGAGGACGCCAGGAGGCACCUGGAGUACCUGAAGUCCCUGCCCAGCACCCCCGCGUCCAAGGACCCCCUCAGCCCUGCCCCCUAGUGCCCGCUGAGCCCCAUCACCCUUGUGGCAGGUGGUGACCGACCUGGGGUUUUGGUACCCCCUGGGGCCACAGUCACAGCUACUUCUGCGCAGUGCUUGCUGGGACAAAGCUCUUUCUGGAAUUGCACCUCGUCACUGUGACACCUUUCGAGUCAGGUCAUUUUGCCAUGAGACCCACUGACGGAGGAAGAAACCGGAGCUCAGAGAAAGGGGCUGACUUGCCCACGAUGACACGUCAGGGAGUGGUCCAGUGAGGACUUAAAACCGGGCGAAGUUCACGUCCCUCCCGCACUGUGGGCCCUCCCACGUGGCCCCGUGGGAGCGAAAGCAUUCAGGGACGGAAGGGCUGUGCCCGUGGGUCCCCCGUGCUUCCGGUGCAGAUUCGCCCGUGGAAGGCACAGGGGACCCUGCGGAGCUGGCUCGCCUCUGUCCCCUGGUGUCCCUGACCACAUCUGACCACAGAACUCUCCAGCGCACAGCAGUGGAGGCCAGGGCUUUCCAGACAGGGAAGCGAGGGAAAGUGUUGCUCAAACUAACCUUUGAACAACUGUGUUUAUCUUCAGUAUGUUUGUGAAGAGAGACACUUGUACCCAAAUUUCAGUCCAGUGAGAGGGAAAUAAUCCCCCCAAUCCAAAACCAGAAACACAGUGGAGAGAAACCUGAGGACCGGCCAGAGCGCGUCGGGGGGCGGUGUCAGCGGGCAGACGCACUGGGCUCUGGUCUGCUUCCUGCCACUCUGUCUGCGCCCGGUUUGUGGGAAGGCCUGUCACCUCUGGUCACCACCGUGCCUUGCUGUUCUACUCAGACACCUUAAGCAGCACCUUUCAAAGUACAGGGAGACUGAUGUUUGAUGUCUCAAGGCCAGUCGACCAGAUGCCUUCUUGUCUCCAGCAACGGCUCUCCUCUCCUCUCUGUACCCCCCACC